Schistosoma rodhaini is the source of this 988-nucleotide messenger RNA. The record is from the annotation of a GenBank genome assembly. Lineage: Eukaryota; Metazoa; Platyhelminthes; Trematoda; Strigeidida; Schistosomatidae.
AUUCCUUAUAAGACCUUGUACUGAGAUAGAAUAAUUCAAGGCGGGUCUUCAAAGUUGCAACUAUGACCUUGGAGAGAACGUAUCUACUCAGUCGGCUAAUAAAAUACCUCCCUUACAAAAGUUUCGUUCCAUUCCAAAGAUAUUCUUGUUCAAGUGCGAAUUUACCAAACAGAGAUCCUACUUCUGAUUCAGACAAGUUAACAGAGUUUUUGAAUAAAGCUGAGCGUUCAACAAUUAAGGAUAAAGAUUUCUGUGAUAAUAGCCAAAGUUCUGUAUACAAGACGAAUGAUGAUUCUAAAUCGACUGUUGAUCCGUCUCCCAUUUCUAAUUUUCAAGAGAAUUCUAGUGGAAAGGAUAAGUUCGAAGAGAAAAGAGUUGUAUCUUCAGUUUCAUUUGUUCCAUGGACAAUGAGUUUAUUUCUAAAGGAGAUGGAUAUUUCAAAAUUGCUUUCUAAACGUUCCGAAAGUCCAGAAAAGUCUUUUCCUACCUUAUUGCGCUAUAGCCCAUUCAUUCAGCUUGGAGAUUUCAGGUCUCGUGAGCUAAUUGGUGUUGUUAUUGACAACGUAGAUGACACUGAUCUUUACAUAGAUUUUGGUGGAAAAUUUCACUGUGUUUGUUCUCAACCGGCUAACCAAUUUUAUCCACGUGGAAGCUUAGUGUGUAUACGCUUAAAAAACCCUGAGUUAACAGGCAAAUUUAUGGUAAACACUAAGGGCGUUUCAAUUUUUGAAGCAGAUGCCACACUUCUAGGACCGUACAAAGGCCGACUUGUUAGGACUAUACCUGAUGAAGAAAAAAUGAUAACAACAAAUGCAGAUGGUGUUAAAAGAUGGCGUUCCGCUACAGAUGAAGACAAUGUGGCUUUGGAACAUUGGCGCCUCAAAUAGCAUUUUGUGUAAUACUUUUCCUUUUGUAUAUACAUGUUGUCUAGACUAAGUUGAUCAAUCAUGUAAUCUCACUAUUGUAUAAAUAAACUAGUUGCCCUUUG